AUGGCAGAGGAGCAUCAAAUGGUUGUUCGGGAGGUAGCAAUGCCUAGUAUUGCCAAUGUCACCUCUAGCAUUGUGAAGCCCAGAGUCACUGGGCACUUUGAGCUGAAACAAAGCAUGAUCCAGCUACUUCAUGUGAAUAGGCAGUUUAUAGGUCUUCCACACGAGGAUCCACAACAGCAUAUCCUGAACUUCUUGGAGAUUAGUGACACUUACAUCACUAACGGAGUCACUCCAAACUAUGUGAGGCUUACACUUUUUCCGUUCUCACUGUUGGGCGAAGCAAAGCGAUGGCUGAAGGCAGAACCAGCUAAUUCUAUUACCUCAUGGAAUGAUUUGGGUCACACGAGUGACUUAUGCCCCGCUAAUCCAGAGUCUGUCUGCUUUGUGGGUAAUGCAAAUAGGGGCCAAACAAACCAAUAUGGGAACACUUACAAUUCCAACCGGAGGAACCACCCAAACUUCUCUUGGAGUGGAAACCAAGGUACUCAGAAUCAAUACAGGCCUCAAGAACCUCAACAGCAAUAUAGACCACCUCAGGAUGAACAACAAGCGAGUCCAACAAGUCACCUUGAAGACAUGUUGAAAAAAGUGAUGGCUGAACAGCAAUCCCUCGCUCAGAAAUUUAUGGCUGAGCAGCAAGCCCAAGCCGCAACAAUGAGAAAUUUGGAGCACCAAAUGGGACAGCUUGCUAGUGCUCAAAACACUAGACCGGUUGGAGCUCUUCCCAGUGACACUGAAGCUAAUCCUAAGGCAUCCCUUAAUGUCGUGUCAUUGAGGAAUAGGAGACAAUUAGAAGAAGUUCAGUCGAAAAAGAGAAAACAGGUGAAUUUUGAUGAGAGGCCAGACACUAUAGAAUCAACAUCAGAAAAAUCUAAGGAGUCAGAGAAGCCAGCUGGAGAGGCGGUGGUUGAGAUACCCCCACCAUUGGUUGCAAGGACACCACCUCCGUUCCCUAAAAGAUUGCAGAAUGUGCAAAUUAAUAUUCCGUUGGUUGACAUCUUGCAAGAAGUGCCCAAAUAUUCAAAGUACAUCAAGGACAUAGUGAAAAAUAAAAGGAGGCUGAUCGAAUUCGAAACUGUGGCACUCAUUGAGGAGUGUAGUUCAAGAAUUAAAGGCAACCUACCUCAGAAAUUGAAGGAUCUAGGAGUGAUUGAAAAUGUGUUAGUUCAAGUGGUUUCUUUCAUAUUCCCUGCUGAUUUCAUUAUCUUGGAUUACGAGCCUGAUCAGGAAGUCCCAUUUAUUUUAGGGCGUCCAUUCUUAGCCAUGGGUCGAGCUAUUAUCGAUGUUUGCGAAGGAAAGAUGACAAUGAGAGUGGGUGAUCGAGUGGAGGUAUUCAAUGUUUAUAAAGCACUCAAGUUACCAGCCCACUAUGAAGAGCUAUCCAUGAUUUCUGUGGUGGAAAGUGAUGCUACAUCAUUAGUGCCUUAUAUGAGCCCUGUAGAUCCUCUUGAACGAGCUUUGAUUGGGGAUGAAGAAGAUAGUAAAGAUGAAAUGACGGGAGAAAUUGAGCAAGUACUUGAUAUGCCAUGCAAUUAUGUCCAUGGGUUUGGAAAAUUUGAGGAGUUGGACAGACAGGUCACUUUGACCCCUCCAAAGCCAUCUAUUGAAGAAGCCCCAAAGCUAGAACUUAAGCCUCUACCAGCGCACCUGCGUUAUGCUUAUUUGGGGAACUCUGAGACAUUUCUCGUGAUUAUUUCCUCCAGCUUGACUAACACUAAAAGAAAAAUUGCUCAGAGUACUCCGCGAGCAUAA
This is a messenger RNA of Nicotiana attenuata, 1752 nucleotides long. RefSeq lists its product as uncharacterized. NCBI's taxonomy places the organism in Eukaryota, Viridiplantae, Streptophyta, Magnoliopsida, Solanales, Solanaceae. The transcript has 4 exons. The coding region runs from base 1 to 1752 and encodes 583 amino acids. The record is from RefSeq and is a predicted model, not a curated record.